Paraphaeosphaeria sporulosa is the source of this 2466-nucleotide messenger RNA. RefSeq names its product phosphatases II. The transcript is spliced from 2 exons. The record is from RefSeq and is a predicted model, not a curated record. Gene Ontology annotation, molecular function: phosphatase activity. NCBI's taxonomy places the organism in Eukaryota, Fungi, Ascomycota, Dothideomycetes, Pleosporales, Didymosphaeriaceae. The coding region runs from base 1 to 2466 and encodes 821 amino acids. Gene Ontology annotation, biological process: dephosphorylation.
AUGCAAGGGGACGAGACUGAACGUCUAAAGGUCGAGAACGUCCAGGCAUUCUCCCGCGGCCAGAGUUUCGACGGCACGCUGCACAUCACGACCCACCACAUCGUCUUCAGAUACCUGCCGCCCUGCCCUCCAGGCGUCGACCCGACCGCAAACCCGCCGCGCGAGAAAACAAUAUGGAUUACUUAUCCCCAGAUCUCCUACUGCUGUCUGCGGCCAUGUCCGUCCGCUUCGCAUUACAAACCGUCGAUUCGCUUACGGUGUCGCGACUUCAAGAUGUUUGCCUUCAACUUCUUGGACGAGAGGGACGCACGCAAUGUAUACGAUAGUAUAAGGGCGUUGUCCUGCAAGAUUGGGCGCCUGGAUAGACUGCUCGCUUUUGCGUACAACCCAAAGCCGCCAGAGAGCGACGUCAACGGUUGGCAGAUCUACGAUGCGCGGAAAGAGUUUAAGCGACUAGGCAUCAGCCCCAAGGACUCAGAAAAGGGCUGGCGGAUUUCGGAAAUCAACGCCGACUACAAGUACUCAAAAACGUACCCUGCACUCAUUGCGGUACCAACAAAGGUAUCCGACAGCGUCCUCCGAUACGCGGGUGAUUAUCGCUCUCGCCAGCGCAUACCGGCUCUUGUGUACCGCCACCCCUUGAACAACUGUUCCAUCACUCGCAGUUCGCAACCCUUGCCCGGUCUCAGCGGAAAGCGCAACGCGCAAGAUGAGCGCCUUGUCGCGGCCAUAUUCUCAACCAAUCGUGGGUGGACAACAACCCAAACCCCUAACCCUGCGACUCCGGCGAAUAUUUCCCCAGAAUCAAGUGUUGUCAAUCUGAAUGAGUCUGCUGCUGACAGUUCUUUUGUUGGUGUAGACGAUGCGGACGCUAUCAACUCUGGCAAAAUCACAGUGGACGACCUAACUAAUUCAGCUGAGACUGACCCGGACGCGCCGAAGAUAUACGGAGCACAGCAACGAAAUCUUAUCGUCGAUGCGAGACCUACUGUCAAUGCGUACGCUAUGCAAGCUGUCGGCUUAGGCUCUGAGAAAAUGGACUAUUACCCUGGUGCGGAGAAGGCUUACCUUGGAAUCGACAAUAUUCACGUCAUGCGGAAGUCCCUCGAAUGUGUGGUCGACGCAUUGAAAGAGUCGGACUAUCUGAACGUCCUACCCAACUACGAUAUGCUGCGCAAGAGCGGUUGGAUACGUCACAUUGCCAACAUUUUGGACGGUACUUCUUUGAUCGCACGGACUGUGGGCAUCAUGCAUUCGCACGUUCUUAUUCAUUGCUCCGAUGGCUGGGAUAGGACCAGUCAGCUUAGCGCCCUCAGCCAGAUAAUGCUCGAUCCGUACUACCGGACACUGGAAGGGUUCAUCGUGCUUGUUGAGAAAGACUGGCUAUCAUACGGCCACAUGUUCCGUCAUCGCUCAGGAUUCUUGAGCAGCGACAAGUGGUUCACUAUCGAGAACGAGAGAAUCGACCGGAACCGGGAUGGAUCAGGGCCUGGCAAUGCAUUCGAAAAUGCUUUGCGUGGCGCAAAGGGCCUCUUCAACCGGCACAGCAACGACUCAAAUGAGUCGCUCACUCAGAUGACUGAUCCUAACGGGGCCGUUGCGGCUGAAUUGAAUACUUCAGAUGUCGAUCCGAGCAAAGAGACGCCGGCGAAGCCAUUUGGUAACAAGAUAGGGCCUGCCGAGGAGCAUCGCAUCACCAAGACCAGCGAGCUCUCACCCGUCUUUCACCAGUUCUUGGACGCCACCUACCAGCUACUAUACCAGCAUCCCACCCGCUUCGAGUUCAACGAACGCUUCCUACGCCGCUUGUUCUAUCAUCUGCACUCAUGCCAGUAUGGAACCUUUCUCUUCGACAACGAAAAGGAACGCGUGGAGGCUCGAGCAUACGAUCGUACGCGGUCGGUAUGGGACUACUUCCUUUGUCGACGAGAAGAGUUCCUGAAUCCCAGCUACGACUCGACCGUUGACGACUCGAUUCGCGGGAAAGAGCGCAUCAUCUUCCCCAAGAAAGGCGAAGCACGGUGGUGGGCAGAACUAUUCGGCAGGACAGAUGAGGAAAUGAACAGACUUGGUCCGCAAGCGCCACCUAAUCUGCUCACCCCACAAACGUCCAACAUGAGCAGUCCGCCCAACGGUCGGAGCGGAACAAGUACGCCAAUUCCCCAGGAGGCGAUCGUUACGGGAACCGAGACGGCAGCAAAGGCUACAGGAGCCGGUACAAACGCUGAUCCGCCUCUUGAAACCACACACAGCGCCUCUCCAAGACCCAGUGUAGAGGCCGAGCAGAUGGCGGACCCCCUCGGCGCUGUCAAAGACUUCAGUCAGCAAUUCACAGCGAAUUUGUCUUCGCUCGGCAAAAGUCUUCGCAGUCCUAGCCCCUCCGCACAGUCUGUCGAGAAUCGCAGUCGCUCUCGCUCGCAUAGCCGAGUUGAGGCCCGCAAAGAGUUAGAGGUUGAGAUGCAGUAG